Guyanagaster necrorhizus is the source of this 1185-nucleotide messenger RNA. RefSeq lists its product as uncharacterized. The transcript has 6 exons. Lineage: Eukaryota; Fungi; Basidiomycota; Agaricomycetes; Agaricales; Physalacriaceae. The record is from RefSeq and is a predicted model, not a curated record. Bases 1 to 1185 code for a protein of 394 amino acids.
AUGCUAAUGCUGACUGGAAUAUAUAGACACGUCGAGCGGAUUUAUCGACCGAGAUCGUUUGCCAGGGCGACCCAUAUGCCGACGCGACAGCAUGGUGCGGAAGAAAAAAUAGACACGCAGAACGAAGAUAAGAUGAACGUCACGUGGUGGGAUCUUAUCGCAUGUCCUUUCCAAGCACUUCCGAGCCUCGUUACCCAGUCCAGUCAGCUCGAGAUGCAGUUGAAUUUUACUGGCGCCUUUGGCCACGGCUCGUGUGCUCACUGUUCUCGCCCGCUGUCCCUCAACUCUCGCCUACUGGUUGUCCUUGUCUGGGUCAUCAUUGACAGCGGGAUCGAUGCGGCGUGCAUGGACACUUGCAUGCGGUGUGGAUCCUCAUCGCCACGGCUGUGUGUUGAAACUGAAUGUUCGCGUUUGCCCCACCGACUAGGGUCUGUUGGAGCUCCCUUGCUUCCAUUCCGACUUUCGGCGAGAGUAGCUGAUCCUUCGGGGGUUUCCCCGUCACCUAAUGGCAUAUAUGACUUUGAAGUGAACUCUGUCCUUGUACUGUUCGAGCUGUCAAGUCAAUGCCGUCCGUCAGCUUCCAAUAGGCUCGGUUUCAUUCCGGCUGACGAGCACAGUGAUCUGAUAGCGGACAAGAUGGUGAUGAACGGGAUAGUGGUGGUAUUGGUAUUCGUACUGGCGGAAGAUGUCGGUGUCGGUGCCGGGAUUUCGGACCGGGCUAUAUUACCCGGUGCAAAGCGCUCCGCCAAAAAUUUUAGCAGACAAGUCUACAAUGACACCCUCACCAUCGAUGACGACGCGCAGAUCCAUACGCACGGGCCACUCCCGACGGGUAUACAAGGCGCGCAUGUCCAAAGAACCUUGAUCACUCCCUGGUUGCCCCCCUGUUCUGCUACUCUUACAACUCGCGUGCUAUGCCGCCUUAGUGACGAACAGGUUCACCUUGCACCGAGAUUCUCUACAGUUUUGUGCCAUUCUUCGCCAGCCUCCCGCUUUUGCCGGUAUUCUGAAUUAAAUCCGUUCACCCUGUCUCCUUUCAUAACCCCUCCGAGGAUAACGGAGUACGGCUCGAGUUCGAGGCUCACUGUGGCGGCGCAUUGUCAGACAAACGCAUCCAUGGUCAACGGCGUAGCACCGUUUGAUUGGCGACACGCUCGAACGCUUAAGCCCUCGGAAGGCGCCUAA